This is a messenger RNA of Sphenostylis stenocarpa, 1959 nucleotides long. The record is from the annotation of a GenBank genome assembly. Lineage: Eukaryota; Viridiplantae; Streptophyta; Magnoliopsida; Fabales; Fabaceae.
AUGGCGAAGGGAGGGCAAUACUUCCUCGAGAAGCUUCGGCGGUGCGUUCGGACGGCUUUCUUCGUGGUGGCAUUGGUGGCGUCGUUGGCGGUCACGUCGCUGCCGGUGGUCGUGGCGGUGGUUGACGUGUUGGUGCCGUGCGUUUUGAUCUCGAACUUCACUUGCGUCAAGUGUUACAGCUUCAAGGAGCAUUAUAACCGUUACGCCUUCAACAGUUCCUUGAUGGACAUUCCUCUUGUUUCGGUCAUAAGAUCGCUUAUCAUUCUCUGUGUCUAUUCCGUUUGUGACGGUCCUGCUCUCUCACACGGUCCUUACCUUGGAACUGUGACUCUGUGCUCGUUUCUGUCAAUUGUUCUCUUAUCGGUCAAAGCUUGUGUGUUCACUGUAAAUUCACAUAUUGAAGCGGAGGCUUCAGUUUCCUUCAGGAAGCAAAGACUUCAUUUGAAGAAGUCAUGGGGAAUGCCUGUCUUGUUUCUUUCGUCAGUUGUGUUUGCCCUUGGCCAUACCGUGGUUGCAUAUAGAACCAGCUGCCGAGCACGAAGAAAGCUCCUGUUUCAUCGAGUUGACCCUGAAGCUGUCCUAUCGUGCAAAAAUGUUUUCUCUGGCUAUCCAAAGGUCCCUCGUUCUCCCACUCCUUCUAUUGGGAGAACCCCCAAAAGUGACUGUGAGACAAGGCGACGACCUUUUGGGACAGCUCGUGAUGAAGAACUACUUGUCAGAUUACUAGCAAACUCAGACAGCUUAUUCAUUACAUGCCAAGGACUUACACUGCAUUACAAGCUAAGCUUGCCUGGUUCACCUCCACACUCAUUGUCUUCAAUGUCCUGUAUUGAGUCAAAUUCUAGUUGCAUUACUUCCGCAAUGGAAGCUGGGUUGGCAAAAUCUAAUACACAUUUUCUAAGUACAUCUCCAAAUAUCCAGUCACAAUUAUGCAGGAGCUAUAGCAAUCAAUUCCAUGGCUCAUCUCUACAUGUUCCUCUAUUGGAUGGCCCAAUUACUUCUAUUAUUUCUGAAGAUAUCCCUGUUUUUCACCUAGAUGAUAUUUGUGAAGAUGAAACUAGUAAAUUAGGUUUUCAAUCUCUGGAGCAAAAUUCAAAGAAUAUUGGUCAAUUAGGUAUUGUUUUAAUCCAUGGCUUUGGUGGAGGAGUGUUCUCUUGGAGGCAUGUGAUGGGAUCUUUAGCUCGACAGAGCAAUUGCUCAGUUGUUGCAUUCGAUAGGCCUGGUUGGGGAUUAAGUUCAAGGCCUCGUAGGGAGGACUGGGUGGAAAAAGAGUCGCCUAAUCCUUAUAAGCUUGAAACACAGGUUGAUCUGCUUUUAUCAUUUUGUUCUGAGAUUGGAUUUUCUUCAGUCUUGUUGAUUGGGCAUGAUGAUGGAGGACUGCUUGCCCUUUUGGCAGCACAAAAAAUUCAAUCAUCAAGGAAUUGUUUCAAUGUUAAUGUGAAAGGGCUUGUAUUGCUAAAUGUUAGCUUGUCCAGGGAAGUGGUUCCAUCCUUUGCAAGAAUUCUCCUGCAUACAUCACUUGGAAAAAAGCAUUUGGUUCGCCCUCUACUAAGGACAGAGAUCACUCAAGUAGUGAAUAGGCGUGCUUGGUAUGAUCCUUCCAAAAUGACACCCGAAGUUUUGACUCUCUAUAAGGCUCCACUAUCUGUUGAAGGAUGGGAUGAGGCACUUCAUGAGAUUGGUAAAUUGUCAUCUGAAACCAUCCUUUCAACUAAAAACGCAGAAUCAUUGUUACAAGCAGUAGGAGACAUUCCAGUGUUAGUCAUUGCUGGCUCUGAAGAUUCCCUUGUUUCUUUGAAUUCUUGUCAAGCUAUGGCCUCAAAACUUGUCAAUUCUAGAUUGGUUGCCAUAUCUGGAUGUGGCCAUUUGCCCCAUGAAGAGUGUCCGAAGGCAUUGCUUGCAGCUAUAUCACCUUUCAUCAGUAGACUCCUAUUUACAUCUGACUCGCAAAACCAAUAA